This is a messenger RNA of Tricharina praecox, 2832 nucleotides long. Its product is annotated as fungal-specific transcription factor domain-containing protein. Gene Ontology annotation, biological process: regulation of transcription by RNA polymerase II; DNA-templated transcription. The record is from RefSeq and is a predicted model, not a curated record. NCBI's taxonomy places the organism in Eukaryota, Fungi, Ascomycota, Pezizomycetes, Pezizales, Pyronemataceae. Gene Ontology annotation, molecular function: DNA-binding transcription factor activity, RNA polymerase II-specific; RNA polymerase II cis-regulatory region sequence-specific DNA binding; zinc ion binding. The transcript has a single exon. The coding region runs from base 1 to 2832 and encodes 943 amino acids. Gene Ontology annotation, cellular component: chromatin.
AUGACGCGCAAUUCUCCCGGCAGCCCCAUGUUCGGUAACGGUUCCGGGAUCAUGUCGGGUAACCGGUUGCUCUUGCCCAACAACAACAAUGCUGACGCCACAGCGGUGUCUACACCUUCCGCGAGCGGUGAAGAUGGCGAGAGCAGCAGCGCUACCACUGCGCCGGUGCGAAGAAAGGGGAGUCGGGGCGCUUCCGCCGCGGCCGCCGCAUCUGCCGCAGCCGCAGCCGCCGCCUCUGCCGGCAUCUCGCCGCCAAAAGACGAGGACGGCAAGUACAGGUGCCAAAACUGCGAAAAGACGUACCUGCAUGCGAAGCACCUGAAGCGGCACAUGCUGCGGCAUUCUGGCUCCCGUCCGUACACGUGCGGGCUGUGCGGUGACAGCUUCGCGCGAUCGGAUAUCCUGAAGCGGCACUUUGAAAAGUGCGCGGUGCGGCGCGGGAACCCGCAAAAUCUCGGCCAUCUCGACGCGACGAGGAGGAAUCGCGACAGGAUUGCCGAUGCGCAGAGGGCCGGCGCCGCCGUCUCAGUGACGUCAAUGUCGGCCGAGGGAUCGCCGGGGGGCGCGUCGGGUGCCGGCGUGUCGGCCGCGGGGUCGCGCGAGAGGAAGGGGUCGGGAAAGGCGUGCGACCAUUGCGCUCGCAUGAAGAUCGCGUGCGACCUUCGUUCCCCCUGCGCCAAGUGCGACUCCAAAGGGGUGGUGUGCACCUAUCUCAGGAACCAGAAGCGGAGCCCCAUCGCCGGAAUGAUGGAUGGCGACGACCUGUAUGAUGGUGGAGGACAAGAUUUCGAUUCGACGCCCGACCAGCCAGCUGGCCACGGGGAUGGCUUCCAUUUUCCACCUGUGAGACAUCCCAACGCACAUAUGACCGACCGGGGAGCACUCCAAGAACAACAACACUCCUUGGGCUUAAACCAGCAGCAGCAACAGCAAAGGUUGGAACAACGAUCCCCAGCGUCAUCGGCUUCUCCUUCUAUUUCUGCUUCUUCGUUGCUAGCUGGUGGCUCGAAACUGAACGAAAAUGCGCAGCAGCGGCGACACCAGAAACAUCAAGCGCGACAAUCCUCAUCCCCAACACCUGCCUACGGAUCGAGGGAUGGAAGACCGUUGCCCGCCGCCACCUCUGCCACCGCCACUUCUGCGGGGAAUGAUGUGGUAGACUGGAACGGCCUCUUGGGCCCUCCGUUCGCCGGCCCAUAUUUUACGCCACAAGCUAUAGGAACACCUACGAUCGCGGGGAUGAUGCAGAAUGACGAUGAAAUCAACACUCUGAUGUACAAUUUUGCGCCGCGAUACAACCAGCCACUGGAUACUCUGGCGUCAUUGUACCCGCCCCCUGGUCCGCUACAGCGGCCGGAAAGCGAGAUCGCCGAAAGCGCCAGUCUCAUCCAGCACCAGUGCGACCGCAUCAUCGCCCUCUGCUUCUCGGAGAAGACGUCGGGCUCGCCGAUAUCAUCGCAACUUCAGAAGGAAUACCAAAACGCCGAUACCGAAGAUCUCAAGGCAUGGCUCAGUCCGAAUCAUGUCGAGCACUUCGUGACCCUUUUCUUCACCCACUUCGAGGAGCAUUUCCCCAUGAUCCACAAGCCCUCGUUCGAUCUGCGGACCACUCACGAUACCUUGUUGAUGUCGAUCGUCUGCAUCGGCGCCGUGUACUCGGAUCGCGGAAUCACCGUGGACCAGGUGCGACGGCUGAUGGAUUACCAGUACAUGGCCAUGGCGCAUCGCACAUCGCCGUACUCGUCCGACGAGUUAUCCGUCACGGGACUCGAAGACAUCCAGGCAAUGGAGCUGCUGCACGUACUCCUCACGUGGCACGGCAAUCCGAAGCAGCGAGCGAUCGCGCAGGAGCGAUACGAUGUGGUGGUGAACAUGGCUCGACGAGCCAACCUCUUCCGAUCGCUCGACGAGAACGAGCUCCGGCAGGAGUGCGCGACCGCAAACGGCACAUGUUAUCGCGAGCUCACGGACGUCAGCUUCCGCCCCAAGGGCUCCGUCUCGUGGAGCUGGCAGUCCUGGAUCACGCAGGAAAGACGCAACAGGUGUGCCUACACCAUAUACCUCCUCGACACAGCAUACGUCCUGUACUACAACGUACCGCCCAAGAUCAAGCCGCACGAGAUGAGCCUGCCUCUCCCCUCCGACGACGCCGCAUGGGAGGCCUGGGACGGCACGACCUGUGCCGAAGCGCUUGGCAUCUUCGGGCACGACCGCGCACACGCCGUGAACCCCCACGGCACCAAGAACGGCACGCAGAUCCGCUUCCAGGACGCGGUCAAACGGUUCAUGUCGCCGGAGCCUAGCUUCCCACCCGCGUGCACCAACGCGCACUCCAAAUUCAUCCUCAUCCACGCACUGCACAUCCAGCUGUGGAUCCACCACAUGCACGCGGAGCAGCCAGACGCAGGGUGGAUGAGCUACUGGCUGGGAAUGGACCCAUCUGGCAGCGAGUUCUUCGACGACGGGCGCGUCGCCACGCUCGCCCGCGCCUUCGACAAGUGGAUGGACGUGUGGUUCCGCGACACGCAGACACAGUACCCCGGCCCUGCAUCCCGCGUCGGGUUCUCGCGCAAUGGCACACAGUACUACUACCUCGGGAAGCUGUUCCUGCGCUACAAUAGUCGCAGACAGGCCGGCUACCGAGCAUCAGGCGACGAGAGCAAUGUCAAGCUCACCCUAGCUAUGCUGCAGAACGCGAAGACGGCCCCCGGACCGCUGGUCCCCCCGCCCGGCGGUAGGGCCGGCGAUAUCGAUGAGAACUAUGGCGUCGAGGAUCUGACGUAUAAUAUGAAGUUGCUGUUUAAGCCGAUCGAUGCGAGGGACGAGGAGUAG